AUGGCAGCUGUUACCCCACAGAAAAGGAGCCGUAGUUCUACUGAUACCGAUGGGGAGUCCUCAAGGAAAUUAUCCCCAGAGACUGCUUCCUCGUACAAGCCCCUUGUGCCUGCGGUGUCUUUUUAUAGCAAGGAAAAGCGAUACCUUACUCCUCUUGAGAGGAAACGACUGAACGAGAACCUCUCUUUGGUGACUAAUUUUCAUCUCUCUGAAAUGAUUUUCAGGACGCAGGCCCCACUGGAUGAACUGACUUCUCCGUUUGGGUCCAGCCCACCUGCAAAAACAUCUCACACCUCGCAGAAAAGCAAGAAGGCGAAAGAGCUCUGCAAGCGCUCCGGAGAUCAGAUGAUCAUUGAUGCCGGUCAGAAGCAUUUUGGUGCUGUAGUUUGCAAGUCGUGCGGCAUGAUCUACACGGCUGCCAGCCCGGAGGAUGAAGCCCAGCACAUCCAGCACCACGAGAGGUUCCUCGAAGGACUCAGAUACGUGGGUUGGAAGAAAGAACGGGUUGUGGCAGAGUUCUGGGAUGGGAAAAUCGUACUGAUUCUUCCAAAUGACCCAAAAUAUGCCGUCAAGAAGGCAGAAGAUGUGCGAGAAAUUGUAGAUAAUGAAUUGGGAUUUAAGCAAGUUUCUUUGAGCUGCCCAGCCAAGACUAAAAUGUACAUGUUUGUGUCCAACGAGAAGAUGAUUGUUGGCUGCUUAGUGGCUGAGUCAAUCAAGCAGGCUUUCCGGGUGCUGUCUGAGCCAGGAGCUGUGCCGUCCCCUGGCCGGGAUGCCCUGCAGCACCACCGGGCUUGGCGCUGCUCCACCGAGCCGGAGCCCGCCGUCUGCGGCGUCAGCAGGAUCUGGGUGUUCGGCCUGAGGCGCGGGAAGGGCAUCGCCCGUCGCAUGGUGGACGUGGUCAGGAGCACCUUCAUGUACGGCUGCUACCUGAGUACCGACGAAAUCGCCUUCUCCGACCCGACGCCGGAUGGCAAGUUGUUUGCAACGAAAUACUGCCAAACCCCUAACUUCCUUGUUUACAAUUUUAUUUAUAACAACUGA
Molecule: messenger RNA, 1041 nt
Organism: Fulmarus glacialis (Northern fulmar)
Lineage: Eukaryota; Metazoa; Chordata; Aves; Procellariiformes; Procellariidae
Gene: ESCO2
Product: establishment of sister chromatid cohesion N-acetyltransferase 2
Exons: 8
Coding region: 1-1041 (346 amino acids)
Biological process (GO): mitotic sister chromatid cohesion
Cellular component (GO): nucleus; chromatin
Molecular function (GO): protein-lysine-acetyltransferase activity
Source: RefSeq, a predicted model, not a curated record